CAACCUUGCGGAUGGAAAAGAAGCUGCAACUGCCCAAGCUGCCUCCGGGCGUCGUCGGUGCGCCUGUGCUCUCCGGGGCCAGCACGGCACUUGCUAUUGCCGCCGGUGUCAUGGCAGUCGUAGGGAUGUCCACACUCCACAAGCGUGCGGCCACUCGAUCCGACGCACACAAGAAGAACGGUUCCGAUAUCCGUGUUGGCUUGCUGCGCAUGCACGUGCCGCAGAAUUUCCGGGACCUGGUAAAGAAUGACGUGCUGCUGGAGAAAUCAACCGAGUUUAUCUCGCAGACAUUACUUAUAUUUGUGUCCGGGAGGGACAAACACGAAGUGGUUAACUACAUUAGCGAGCUCUACGGCAUGGCAUGGGACGUCGCUUGUGCGCUUGGCAAGCCCUUCCUGGACAUCCGGAUUGUGGGUGGCGGGGUGUCCAAGGACAGCAAGACGUGGGAGGAGUUGGUGCUGCAGCCAGACUUGAACGCGGUGUUCGGCGAGGACGCUCUGGUGGACGUGCAACGUCUUAACGUGCAGCGCUUCGAGCGCGACGGACUGUUUGCAGUCACUUACCAUCCAUUGGCGAUGCAUGUGGAGAGGAGGCUGGCAGCCGACAUCAAGUACUUUGAGAAUGAGCACGCGGACCUAACGCCACACGAUCUGGUCAUCCUGGGAGGCACGUUCGACCACUUGCACAAUGGACACAAGAAAUUGCUGUCGUUGGCUGUCAGCAUCUGCGCCAACCGCAUUCUGGUGGGCGUUACAGCAGAUAAUAUGCUGAAAAAGAAGUCGCAUGCAGAGUUGCUGGAGCCCUUGGAGAAGAGAAAGAGUGCCGUGCGCGACUACAUUGCAUUCCUCAACCCGCAGAUCACUGCGGACAUUGUGACGAUUGAAGAUCCAUUUGGUCCAGCCAUCGUCGUCCCAGAGCCAGCAGCUAUGGUUGUGUCCACCGAGACGCUCCCGGGUGCUUCCAAGAUCAACAGCAUUCGCGUGGAUCGCGGACUGCCGAAGCUCCACAUCUUUGCGUGUCGGCGUACAGAGAGCAGCACUCUUAGCUCUAGCUGCAUCCGCCAAAAGAUCGCAGCUUCUCGAAAGCAUUAGAGUGUCGGAAAGACUAUUUGUUGAAAUGAAGUACAACAAUGACUAUCGCCUCGCUCAGCAACAUGAUAUUACUACAGGUUCACACAACGAGACUGAUUGUAGGACAAGAAACCCCACUACCGAGCUGCUGCUAACGUCCGAGUACUGUUCGCU
This is a messenger RNA of Phytophthora nicotianae INRA-310, 1244 nucleotides long. RefSeq lists its product as hypothetical. The transcript is spliced from 2 exons. The record is from RefSeq and is a predicted model, not a curated record. Gene Ontology annotation, molecular function: dephospho-CoA kinase activity. Lineage: Eukaryota; Oomycota; Peronosporomycetes; Peronosporales; Peronosporaceae. Bases 12 to 1091 code for a protein of 359 amino acids. Gene Ontology annotation, biological process: coenzyme A biosynthetic process.